This is a messenger RNA of Arctia plantaginis, 396 nucleotides long. Lineage: Eukaryota; Metazoa; Arthropoda; Insecta; Lepidoptera; Erebidae. The record is from the annotation of a GenBank genome assembly.
AUGUUCUCCAAAAUCGUGAUCGCGUGUGCUCUAGUAGCGUUGUGCCAGGCUGGUUUUCUUCAUUAUCAUGAGGCUCCCAUCCACUAUUCGGCUCCCGAUCACUUCACCCCUUCCCAAAGUUACGAGGCGCCCGCGAUCCACGAUGAACCUGCCCAUGAAGACCACUAUGUCGAUGAAUAUGCCUACCCUAAAUACGGCUACUCAUACUCCGUUGAAGACCCUCAUACAGGUGACCACAAGUCCCAGCACGAAGAACGUGACGGUGAUGUUGUGAAGGGUGAAUACUCUUUUUUGCAGCCUGAUGGUUCUUUCCGCAAGGUCACUUAUACCGCGGACCACCACAGUGGUUUCAACGCUGUCGUGCACAACUCCCCGCCAGUAAUUCACAACCAUUAG